UUCGGGAAGAGAAGCUUAAAUAUUUUUUUUGGGGAUAAUUUCAACAAGAAAAUUUCUUUGAAAAUGGCAGCAGUUCCAGUUGAAGAAGCCAUUGCAGCUUUAUCGACAUUCUCCCUAGAGGAUGAGCAACCAGAAAUACAAGGACCAGCAGUUUUGGUGUCUACUGAAAGGGGAUCAACUAUCAGUCCAAUUGAAUAUAGCGAUGUUUCUGCUUAUCGUUUGUCUCUUACAGAGGACACAAAAGCUCUCAAUCAGCUUGUACGUCAUUUUUCUGCUCCUCUUUGCUUAUCUGCUUAAAUACUUAUUUUUUUGCCUAAGCUAGUU
Messenger RNA from Hibiscus syriacus, 324 nucleotides. RefSeq names its product protein PIR-like. NCBI's taxonomy places the organism in Eukaryota, Viridiplantae, Streptophyta, Magnoliopsida, Malvales, Malvaceae. The coding region runs from base 64 to 297 and encodes 77 amino acids. The transcript is spliced from 3 exons. The record is from RefSeq and is a predicted model, not a curated record.